Messenger RNA from Hirsutella rhossiliensis, 6021 nucleotides. Its product is annotated as PIF1-like helicase domain-containing protein. The coding region runs from base 1 to 6021 and encodes 2006 amino acids. The transcript is spliced from 5 exons. Gene Ontology annotation, molecular function: DNA helicase activity; ATP hydrolysis activity. Gene Ontology annotation, biological process: telomere maintenance; DNA repair. The record is from RefSeq and is a predicted model, not a curated record. NCBI's taxonomy places the organism in Eukaryota, Fungi, Ascomycota, Sordariomycetes, Hypocreales, Ophiocordycipitaceae.
AUGGUGAACCGGUGGAAUAGGGCGAUGGCAGUAGGGCUACGGCACAACCACGACAUCUCGUUCAUCGCGACGCAGCGCAAGACCAUGGCCCUAGUCUACUACAUCACGAACUAUGCGACAAAGGUCGAGGACCCGGUGUGGAAGCGGGUGGCGGCCGCGGCCGAGUUCCUUCCCGCGCUAGAGCCGACAGGAGAAGGCAACGGAAGUGGCGGCGACCGCGACGCCGGCCGGGGGGGCGGGGCCGAGGGGAUGGCGACGGUAGACGGCGCAGGGGGGAAUAGGACGAGGGUGUUCCUACUAAAGGCAGCGAAUCGAGUCUUCACGGAGCGGCCGCUGUCGCAGGUCGAGGUGGUGGCGCACCUCCUUGGGUACCCGUUCGAGUUCGGCAGCAGCGCGGCGUGGGCGUACGUCAACGUGAACCAGCUCUACUGGGCUGUCUUCCGCCGGUGGCGGCACCUCCGACGGGCGAGCGGCGCAGAGGCGACGGGCGACGCGCCGGACGAGACGGUCGUCGUCGAGGAGGCCGGGCCGAGGAUCCCCCUCGUCGAGGCCUACCGGCACAGAGGCGAGCUCCUGCGGGGCCUCUGCCUCUACGACUACGCGUCGCUAGUGAGGCUAAGGCGAGACGGGGGCGGCAGCGCGGCCUGGGGCGAGGUGCCCCUCGAGGCGGGCUGGGCGUCGGGGAAGGGCUGGGUGCAGGCGCUCAGGCGGCCGGGCAAGGGGGCGAGCGUGCGCCUUGACGGAUACCUAAGCAAGGAGUUUAGCGAGGAAGACGAGGAGUCGUAUUGCCGGAGGGCGGCGGUGCAGCACCUGGCCCUGUUCGUGCCGUGGGAGUCCUUCGUCGGCGUAGACGCAGGCGACAUUAACGACAUCUGGGCGCGGGCGCGGGGGUCGCUGGCGCCGAGGAUCGCGCGGCUCGUGGACAACGUGCAGCUCCUCCGGCGGUCGGCAGAGGACGCGAAGCGCGACGCCAAGCAGUGGGCCGCCACGUCGGAGGAAGGCGAGACGGCGGCGGCGCAGGCCGAGGGCGAGGGCGGGGAGGCGGCCAAGGGCGGCGAAGGGGCGUACCGUGCCGGCGGGGCGGGCGACGGGGCGCGGCUCAUCGACGUCGUCCGGAACGCCGCCAGUGCGGGACAGGUAACGGCACAGUCGACGGAGCUGCUCGCGAUGACGCAGCAGCUCUGCCGGUUCCAGCAGUCGGCGCUCGGGUCGGCGGCCGAGCUCGCGGCGACGGUAGUGGCGGACGCAAGGGCAGGCAGGCAGGUGAACCUGCCGGGCUCGGCGCUAUCGGGGGCGGCACUGCCGCGGCAGGAGGAGGUGCGGGGCAUUAAGUCGCAGCAGAAGAGCGCGGCGCGGGAGCGGGAGCGAGCCAUCCAGGGCAUCCAGGGCGGCGGGGCGGCGGCGGGCGUCGGGGCCGACCGCGGCGCGGCCCUUCGCGGGGUGAUGGGGGGCUUCGGCGAGGACGACAUGGACGUGACGGCGGCCGACGGCGACGCAGACGCAGGCACGGCGGCGGGGAUGCGCGUGCGGCUCGGCCCGUCGAGCUCAUUCGUCGCCGCCGGCAGGGAGCUGGUGGGGCAGCUGACGCUCAACGAGAAGCAGUCGGUCGCCCUCCUAAUCGUAUGCCGGCAGCUCGACCGGAUCCGGCAGGGCGACGGGGCGGGCGACGGGGCAGGCGAGGGCGGCCAGCUCUGCCUGUUCAUCGGCGGGGAGGGUGGCACCGGCAAGUCGCGCGUCAUUGAGGCGCUCGUCGAGCUGCUCGCCCGGAGGGACCUAUCGAGCCGGCUGCUGGUUACGGCGACGUCGGGGACGGCGGCGGCGCGGAUCAACGGCAUCACGCUGCACUCGGCCUGCGGCCUCGCGGUUGGCCAGAGCGGCCAGGCGGGAAGGGCGACGAGGGAGAUAGACGGGGUGCGGCUGCCGGGCCAGGGGGAGCGCUUCGUCGACGGCCGGUCGCGGAUGGACUGGCAGGAGAAGGAGGUGCUGGUGAUCGACGAGGUCAGCAUGCUCGGGGCGCGGACGCUGCACGCCGCCAACGAGCAGCUCUGCCGACUGCGGGGGUCGGCGCGAGACUUCGGCGGCAUCCCGGUGGUGAUCUUCUGCGGCGACUUCCACCAGUUCCGGCCGGUGCAGGAGCGGUCGAUCCUGCUGCCGAGCGCGGCGGUGGCGUGGGACGAGGACGGGGCGUUCGCGGCCGAGCAGCGGCGGCAGCACGACAAGGCGCACGCGUUAUGGCGGCGGUUCACGACCGUGGUCAUGCUGGACGAGCAGAUGCGGGCCGCCGGCGACCCGGAGCUGCGGCGGCUGCUCGGGCGCAUCCGCCGGGGGGAGCAGGACCGGUCGGACCUAGAGCUGCUCAACUCGAGGUGCCACCGGCCGGGCAGGCGGAUCCCGUGGGAGACGGGCCUGACGGUGGUCACGCCUCUCAACCGCAACCGCUGGAACCUCAACCUAGAGGCGGCGCUCGCGUUCCGGGCGCAGCGACGGACGGCGGCGCGCGUCUUCCUCUCCGAGCACAAGUGGAAGGGGGGCGUGCCGACGGAGGAGGAGGCGGCGCUAAUGCUAGGCUACGGCGACGACAGCGCGACGCCGGUGCCGGCCGUCUUCGUCUUCGUGCCGGGCAUGCCGGUCGUCGUGAACCAGAACACGCACCAGGGGCUGAAGCUGGUGAACGGGGCCGGGUAUACGGCGGUGGAGGUCAUCCCCGACCGGGCCUUCCCCGGCCACCGGGUGUCGGCGGAGCUAACGAUGCACUUCGGGCCGCCGGCGGGCAUCGUGCUGGCCUCGGAGACGACCAAGGACUUCCACUUCGUCGGGAUGCCUGCCGGGACGAUCCUGCUGACGCCCAUCAGCGUCAAGAUCGACGCGCGGCGGAAGCGGCCGUGGCAGCGAAGCGACGUCAGUCGCAGGGGCCUGCCCUUCACGGACACCUUCGACGAGGAGGCCAACUUCUGCGCCGGCGCGACGCAGAUCCACACGCAUAGCGCGACCUGCGUAAAAUACUCGCUCGGCGCGGGGGCGCGGAAGGGGGACCUUUGCCGGUUCAAGGCGCCGUGGAGGCUGGUGGAGAGGACGGCGCUGACGGCGGACGGGGUGCUCGAGAUCCGGCGGACGCAUAGCAUGGUGAACCGGUGGAACCGGGCGAUGGCAGUAGGGCUACGGCACAACCACGACAUCUCGUUCAUCGCGACGCAGCGCAAGACCAUGGCCCUAAUCUACUACAUUACCAACUAUGCGACGAAGGUAGAGGACCCCGUGUGGAAGCGUGUGGCCGCCGCGGCCGAGUUCCUCCCCGCGCUAGAGCCGACGGGAGAGGGCAACGGAAGUGGCGCCGACCGCGACGCCGGCCGAUGGGGCGGGGCCGAAGGGGUGGCGACGGCGGCGGACCCCAGAGGGGGGAACAAGACGAGAACGUUCCUGCUCAAGGCGGCGAACCGAGUAUUUACGGAGCGGCCGCUGUCGCAGGUCGAGGUGAUCGCGCACCUCCUAGGGUACCCGGCAGAAUUUAGCAGCAGCUCGGCGUGGGCGUACGUGAACGCGAACCAGCUCUACUGGGCCGUCUUCCGCCGGUGGCGGCACCUCCGACGGGCGAGCGGCGCGGAGGCGACGGGCGACGCGCCGGACGAGACGGUCGUCGUCGAGGAGGCCGGCCCGAGGAUCCCCCUCGUCGAGGCCUACCGGCACAGGGGCGAGCUCCUGCGGGGCCUCUGCCUUUAUGACUACGCAUCGCUCGUAAGGCUAAAGCGAAACGGCCGCGGUGCCGACGGUGGGACGGGCUGGGGCGAGCGAGGGAGACGACGAGUCGUGCCACCGAAGGGCGGCGGUACAGCACCUGGCCCUAUUCGUGCCGUGGAGUCCUUCCUCGGCGAGGAGGCAGGCGACAUCGACGACAUCUGGGCGCGGGCGCGGGAGUCGCUGGCGCCGAGGGUCGCGCGGCUCGCAGACAACGUGCAGCUCCUCCGGCGGUCGGCGGAGGACGCGAAGCGCGACGCCAAGCAGUGGGCCGCCACGGCCGAGGAGGGCGGUACGACGGUGCCGCAGGCCGGCGACGAAGGCAGGGGGGCGGCCGAGGGGGGCGAGGAGGCGUACCGCGCCGGCGGGGCGGGCGACGCGGCCCGGCUCAUCGACGUCGUCCGGAAUGCCGCCGGCGCGGGACAAGUCACGGCGCAGUCAACAGAGCUGCUAGCGAUGACGCAGCAGCUCUGCCGGUUCCAGCAGUCGGCGCUGGGGUCGGCGGCCGAGCUCGCGGCGACGGUAGUGGCGGAGGAGAGGGCAGGCAGGCGGGUGAACCUACCGGGCUCGGAGCUCUCGGGGGCGGCGCUGCCACGGCAAGAAGAGGUGCGGGCCAUCAAGUCGCAGCAGAGGAGCGCGGCGCGGGAGCGGGAGCGAGCCAUCCAGGGCAUCCAGGGCGGCGGGGCGGCGGCGGGAGUCGGGGCCGACCGCGGCGCGGCUCUUCGCGGGGUGAUGGGGGGCUUCGGCGAGGACGACAUGGACGUAACGGCGGCCGACGGCGACGUAGACGCUGGCACGGCGGCGGGGAUGCGCGUGCGGCUCGGCCCGUCGAGCUCGUUCGUCGCCGCCGGCAGGGAGCUGGCGGGGCAGCUCACGCUCAACGAGAAGCAGGCCAUCGCCCUCGUAAUCGUGUGUCGGCAGCUCGACCGAAUCCGGCAGGGCGACGAAGCAGGCGGCGACGGCAGCGCUCAGCUCUGCCUGUUCAUCGGCGGCGAGGGCGGCACCGGCAAGUCGCGCGUCAUUGAGGCGCUCGUCGAGCUGCUCGCCCGGAGGGACCUAUCGAGCCGGCUGCUGGUUACGGCGACGUCGGGGACGGCGGCAGCACGGAUCAACGGCAUCACACUACACUCGGCCUGCGGCCUUACGGUCGGUCAGGGCGGCCAGGCGGGAGGGGCGACGAGGGACGUAGACGGCGUACGGCUGCCGGGCCAGGGCGAGCGCUUCGUCGACGGCCGGUCGCGGAUGGACUGGCAGGAGAAGGAGGUGUGGGUGAUCGACGAGGUCAGCAUGCUCGGGGCGCGGACGCUGCACGCCGCCAACGAGCAGACGUGCAGGCUGCGGGGGUCGGCGCGAGACUUCGGCGGCAUCCCGGUGGUGAUCUUCUGCGGCGACUUCCACCAGUUCCGGCCGGUGCAGGAGCGGUCGAUCCUGCUGCCGAGCGCGGCGGUGGCGUGGGUCGAGGACGGGGCGUUCGCGGCCGAGCAGCGGCGGCAGCACGACAAGGCGCACGCGCUGUGGCGGCGGUUCACAACGGUCGUCAUGCUAGACGAGCAGAUGCGGGCCGCCGGCGACCCGGAGCUGCGGCGGCUGCUCGGGCGCAUCCGCCGGGGGGAGCAGGACCGGUCGGACCUUGAGCUGCUCAACUCGAGGUGCCACCGGCCGGGCAGGCGGAUCCCGUGGGAGACGGGCCUGACGGUGGUCACGCCGCUCAACCGGAACCGCUGGAACCUCAACCUAGAGGCGGCGCUCGCGUUCCGGGCGCGGCGGCGGACGGCGGCGCGCGUCUUCCUGUCCGAGCACAAGUGGAGGGAGGGCCUGCCGACGGAGGAGGAGGCGUUGUUAAUGCUGGGCCAGGGCGACGAUAGCGCGACGCCGGUCCCGGCCGUCUUCGUCUUCGUGCCCGGCAUGCCGGUCGUCGUGAACCAGAACACGCACCAGGGGCUGAAGCUAGUGAACGGCGCCGGGUACACGGCGGUAGACGUCAUCCCCGACCGGGCCUUCCCCGGCCACCGGGUGUCGGCGGAGCUGACGAUGCACUUCGGUCCGCCGGCGGGCAUCGUGCUGGCCUCGGAGACGACCAGGGGCUUCCACUUCGUCGGGAUGCCGGCCGGGACGAUCCUGCUGACGCCCAUCAGCGUCAAGAUCACGGCGCAGCGGAAGCGGCCGUGGCAGCGCAACGACGUCAGCCGGAGGGGCCUGCCGUGCGCGGCGGCCUUCGCCUGCACAGACUAUAAGGUGCAGGGCGGGACGCUGGAGCGCGUGGCGCUGGAGCUGCGGGGGCGAGGAUGA